This is a messenger RNA of Hansenula anomala, 919 nucleotides long. RefSeq names its product SDR family oxidoreductase. Bases 1 to 891 code for a protein of 296 amino acids. Lineage: Eukaryota; Fungi; Ascomycota; Saccharomycetes; Phaffomycetales; Wickerhamomycetaceae. The record is from RefSeq and is a predicted model, not a curated record. The transcript has 2 exons.
AUGAAAUUUUUUGUUACAGGUGCUACAGGCUUCAUAGGUUCAGCUUUAGUCGAAGAACUGAUCAAUCAUGGCCAUCGAGUUGUCGGUUUAGCAAGAUCAGAAAGUGCUGUUGAAAAAAUCUUAAAAACAGGUUCUCAAGUUAUUAAAGGAGAUCUACAAGAUCUAGAAGCUUUGAAAAAAGGUGUUAGAGAAUCAGACGGUGUUAUUCAUUUGGGUUUCAUCCAUGAUUUUGAUAAUUUUGAUCGUAGUUGUGAGAUUGAUUUUGAAGCUACAAAGGCAAUGAUUUCUGAAUUGAAAGGUACUCAAAAACCUUUUGUUUGGCCAAAUGGGUUAUUAGGAUUCAGAACACCAAUUGGAACAAAGACAUAUGAUGAUCGUCCUAGUUUGGAACCAAGUGGAUUUGUUCAAAGAGCUAUCAAUGAAGUUUACGUUUUAGAUGCUGCUAGUCAAGGUGUUAGAUCAUCUGUUGUUAGAUUGGCCCCAACUGUUCACGGUGCUGGUGACCAUGCAUUCAUUCCAGCUUUGAUAGGCAUCGCAAAAGGAAAAGGUGUAUCUUAUUACAUUGAGGAAGGUAAAAACACAUGGCCUGCGGUUCACAGAGAUGAUGCUGCCACCUUGAUCAGAUUGGUAGUUGAGAAGGCUCCAGCUGGUACAGCUUAUCAUGCUUCCCAAGAAGAAGUUCCAAGCAAGGAUAUUGCUGAAACAAUUGGAAAAACAUUUAGUCUCCCAGUCAAGUCAAUUUCGUCUCAAGACGCUCUUAAGGAGAUGGGAUUCUUUGGCUUCGCAUUUGGUGUUAAUAGUAAUCCAUCAACUGAGAAAGCUAGAGCUUUAGGAUGGGUUCCAAAAGAAAUUGGUCUUUUAGAAGAUAUUGAGAAAAAUUAUACUAGUUAAUAAUUGAAUGAGUUGGUAACGCUGCAGU